AUGUUGUUCGCAAACUUUAACCAGGACUUUUCAUGUGUGUCAGUGGGGACACGGAAGGGCUAUUGCAUCACCAAUUGUGAUCCUUUUGGCCGUGUUUAUACCAUGAAUGACGGGGCGCGAGGGAUAGUCGAGAUGCUGUUCUGCACAUCGCUGAUAGCCCUUGUGGGUGCAGCCGAUCAACCACAAUCUAGCCCACGGAAGCUGCAGAUUGUCAAUACAAAACGUCAAUCCAUGAUAUGUGAACUUCUCUUUCCGUCAUCAAUCCUCGCUGUCAAACUCAACCGCAAAACCCUCGUCAUCGUGUUGGAAACCGAGAUAUAUAUCUACGAUAUCUCGAAUAUGAGGUUGCUACACGUUAUAGAGACCACGCCCAACCCAGAAGCCAUCUGUGCUCUCUCCCCAUCAGCGGACAGCUCCUACCUCGCCUACCCAUCACCCGUGCCCUCACCAACAACACCCCUCGCAACAGCAACGUCAGUCCCACCCCCCGCGUCAACCUCACCCCAAAACCAGUCCGGCGACGUUCUCUUGUUCUCAACCCGCUCGCUGACCGUAGCCAACGUCAUCCAGGCGCACAAAGCACCCAUCUCCUUCCUCUCCAUCAACUCCACCGGCUCCAUCCUCGCCACGUCCUCCGAGAAAGGCACCGUCAUUCGCGUAUGGAGCAUCCCGGGCGCGGAGAAGCUUUAUCAGUUUAGGCGCGGGACGAGGGAGGCGCGGAUAUAUUCGAUAAAUUUCAAUGUGGUGUCGACGUUGUUGGCUGUCAGCUCGGCGCAUGAUACGGUGCAUAUCUUCAAGCUUGGAUCACAGAAAUCUAGGGAGGGUGUGCAGGAUUUGGAUAGUGGGUAUGAGGGGUUCAUUGAAAAGAAGAAAGGCAGCAGCGUUUCUCUGCGGAAACGGUCAAUGCAUCUGACGAAGAGCCUUACGCACUCCGUGGGCGGAUACCUUCCCAACACGCUCACGGAGAUGUGGGAGCCGUCGCGAGACUUUGCCUUCCUCCGACUGCCAACGAGCGGCGCACGCAGCAUCGUUGCGUUGUCGGGAACGAUGCCCCACGUCAUGGUCAUCUCCUCAGAGGGAUAUUUCUACUUGUACAGCAUCGAUCUGGAAAAUGGGGGAGAAUGCUCGUUGCUGAAGCAAUAUAGGUGUGUGCAAAUCAAAGUUCUAAGUGGUUAG
Laccaria bicolor S238N-H82 is the source of this 1176-nucleotide messenger RNA. RefSeq lists its product as uncharacterized. Gene Ontology annotation, biological process: nucleophagy; autophagy of mitochondrion; protein lipidation. Gene Ontology annotation, molecular function: phosphatidylinositol-3-phosphate binding; phosphatidylinositol-3,5-bisphosphate binding; protein binding. The coding region runs from base 1 to 1176 and encodes 391 amino acids. The record is from RefSeq and is a predicted model, not a curated record. Gene Ontology annotation, cellular component: fungal-type vacuole membrane; extrinsic component of membrane; phagophore assembly site membrane. NCBI's taxonomy places the organism in Eukaryota, Fungi, Basidiomycota, Agaricomycetes, Agaricales, Hydnangiaceae. The transcript is spliced from 8 exons.